AUGAAGAUUAUUAUAUAUAUUUGUAUUUGGGCAGCGGCAUGGGCCAUUCCGGUUCCUCAAAUCACACCGUCAGAAAGACAUACUGUUGAAAAAUCUGUGAAUGUAUCUUUUCUAGUACACUCAGGGACUCCAGCACAGAAUGAGUUAUAUAUCAAUAACACCACUAAAGACAGCAGUGACCCCCAAAACAGGAGUGAAAUAGGAAGACAAGUGUAUACCAAGGACAGUUUCAAAAGAGAAGGGAAUGGCUCUGAGUCAAUUGGUGUAGGAGGGACAAAUCCUUCUACAAAGCCCUUUUUAGCAAAUGAACAGGGGAACAUUGAUGAUGAAAAUGGGGACUCAGAAACAUAUGGUCAUGAUGAAAUUCAUGCAAAAGUAGAGAACAGCACAGCAAAUGACAUCAGGGGCCAAGUAAGCAUCACUGAAAAUGCAGGAGACGCAAAGGAGAGUAAUGUAAAUGGACAUGCCGAUCAGGACACAAAACCUGGGGAUGCUGGUGAUGUGAGCCAGAGUGCAGAUGGCACGCUUGUCCAGGGAAAUGGACCUCAAGUAGCUGCAAGCAACAAUAGCACAAGUGGAAUACAUGGGGAUGGGGUUGCUACUCAUGAAACGACAUCUCAGAGAGAAGGGGAGGGAAGUGGGAACAAGAGGGUUGAGGUAACACCCAGCACUGAGGAAGAUGCUGGUUUGGAUAAUGCUGACGGGAGUCCCAGUGGCAAUGGGGAAAAUGAGGAUGAGGACCUGGGCUCCGGUAAUGAUGAGGGUCCAGAAGCAGGAGAUGGAAAGGGGGGCCAUGAUGACAGUAAGGGCCAGGAGAACCAGUCUCAUCAGGGGAGAGAUGAUAACAGAGGUCAGAGUUCAAUCAGUAGUGAAGGCGAUGACUCUAAAGAAAAAGAUGGCUCCCCAAAUGGAUGUGAUGGAGACAACACCUCUAGCAGUGAAGAGAACAAUGGUAUUGAAGAAGGCAAUGGUGGCCAAGCAAUACAGGAAAACCAGAAGCUCAGUCACAAAGACAACAGAGAUACAGAAGGUGGAAUCACCUGCCAGUCAAAAGUGUGUCCUCUGGGGAAGAGCCAGGGUCAGGGAAUAGAAACCGAAGGUCCCAGCACAGGCAACAGAAGUAAUAUUGUCAAAGAAUCUGGGAAACUCGGUGAAAAUAGAGAGAACAAUGGACACCAGGGAAUGGAAGUGGACAAAAGACAUAGCCCAAAGCAAGCAGCAGAGUCUGGCAAGCCCCAGGGGCCUGUUGAGACGCCAGAAGCCCACAGCAAAACUGGACACAGCAAGAUAGGUAGUGGUAGCAACAGUAAUGUGCACGACAGUUAUGAUUUCGACGAUGAGUCCAUGCAGGGAGAUGAUCCGAACAGCAGUGACGAGUCUAAUGGAAGUGACGAUGCUAACUCUGAAAGUGAAAAUGAGAGUGGCGGCCAAGGAGAUGCUUCUUACAGCUCUGAUGAAUCAAGCGAUGAUGGCAACGGCAGCGACUCCAAUGGGGGAGAUGAUGACAGGAGUGAUGAUGCAUCGGAUGCCCAUGACAGUGAUAGCAAUGGCGAUGAUAACAGUGAGAGUGAUGACAAGGAUGACUCAGAAAGCAGCGAACAUGACAACACCAGUGACAGCGAGAGCAAAUCAGGCAGCAGUGACAGCAGUGACAGUGGUGACAGCAGUGACAGUGACAGCAGUGACAGCAGUGACAGUGACAGUGACAGUGACAGCAGUGACAGUGACAGCAGUGACAGCAGUGACAGUGAAGGCAGUGACAGUGACAGCAGUGACAGCAGCAGUGACAGCAAGGACAGCAGUGACAGCAGUGACAGUAGUGACAGCAGUGACAGCAGCAGCAACAGCAGUGAUAGUGACAGCAGUGACAGCAGUGACAGUGACAGCAGGGACAGUAGUGACAGCAGUGACAGUGACAGCAGUGACAGUAGUGACAGCAGUGACAGCAGCAGCAACAGCAGUGAUAGUGACAGCAGUGACAGCAGUGACAGUGACAGCAGGGACAGUAGUGACAGCAGUGACAGUGACAGCAGUGACAGUAGUGACAGCAGUGACAGCAGCAGCAACAGCAGUGAUAGUGACAGCAGUGACAGCAGUGACAGUGACAGCAGGGACAGUAGUGACAGCAGUGACAGUGACAGCAGUGACAGUAGUGACAGCAGUGACAGCAGCAGCAACAGCAGUGAUAGUGACAGCAGUGACAGCAGUGACAGUGACAGCAGGGACAGUAGUGACAGCAGUGACAGUGACAGCAAGGACAGCAGUGACAGCAGUGACAGUAGUGACAGCAGUGACAGCAGCAGUGACAGCAGUGACAGCAGCAGUGACAGCAGUGACAGUAGUGAUAGCAGUGACAGCAAUGACAGUGACAGCAGUGACAGUAGUGACAGCAGUGACAGCAGUGACAGUGACAGCAGUGACAGUAGUGACAGCAGUGACAGCAGUGACAGUGACAGCAGUGACAGUAGUGACAGCAGUGACAGCAGUGACAGUGACAGCAGUGACAGCAGUGACAGCAAGGACAGCAGUGACAGCAAAGACAGCACAUCUGAUAGCAGUGAUGAGAGUGAUAGCAAGUCUGGUAACAACAACAAUGCAAGUGACAGUGACAGUGACAGUGAAGGCAGUGACAGUAAUCAUUCAACCAGUGAUGAUUAG
Molecule: messenger RNA, 2658 nt
Organism: Cricetulus griseus (Chinese hamster)
Lineage: Eukaryota; Metazoa; Chordata; Mammalia; Rodentia; Cricetidae
Source: RefSeq, a predicted model, not a curated record